GCUAACCAAACCAGCACUUGAACGUGGGGAUUUCUGGGGGAGUCUGGGUGGUGGGCGGCAGCGGCGACUACAGUGACCGACUUGGGCACUGGAGCUAGCGUGGCGAUGCUGACACCUGCGUUCGACCUCAGCCAGGACCCGGAUUUCCUGACUAUCGCCAUCCGCGUGCCCUACGCUCGGGUCUCCGAGUUCGAUGUCUAUUUCCAGGGGGUCGACUUCAAGUUCUACGCCAAGCCGUAUUUUCUCAGAUUAACUCUUCCUGGAAGAAUUGUAGAAAAUGGAAAUGAGCAAGGGUCCUAUGAUGCAGAUAAAGGAAUUUUUACCAUUCAAUUGCCCAAAGAAACUCCUGGCCAGUAUUUUGAGGGGCUGAACAUGUUAACUGUUCUUCUGGCGCCAAGGAAAUCCAGGACUGCAAAACCACUUGUGGAAGAAAUAGGUGCUUCUGAUGUUUCUGAGGAAGAUCUAGAAGAUGACAACGAUGAGUUUGAUUGGGAAAUUGAACAGUCCCCCUAUAAAGAGGUGUCAGAAAGUGCUCUGAACCUGCAGGGCCACUAUGGAUUUGGAGGCCUACGAUCGGGAGUAUUUCAGCGAUUACAGGAUGAAUUCAGUGAUGUCAUCGAUAUUAAGGAUCCAGAUUUUACUCCUGCAGCUGAACGAAGGCAGAAACGCCUGGCAGCUGAGAUGGCCAAAUUUGAUCCUGAUCAUUAUCUAGCUGACUUUUUUGAAGAUGAGGCAGUUGAACAGAUUUUGAAGUAUAAUCCUUGGUGGACUGAUACAUAUUCAAAAAUGAUGACCAUUUUGGGAAAGAGUCAAGAGCAAGAAAAUCAUGCUGCAUUAGUGUCUUUUUCUGAAGAAGAGAAGUAUCGGCUACAAAAAUUUGUCCAUAAAUCUUACCUGCUGGACAAGAGAGCUCUUCGGCAAGUGUACUACAGUCUGAUUGAUAUCCUUCUGGCAUAUUGCUAUGAAACUCGUGUCAGUGAAGGAGAGAAGAAUGUUGAAUCUUCAUGGAAUAUCAGAAAACUGAGUCCAACACUGUGCUGGUUUGAGACUUGGACUAAUGUUCAUGAAGUCCUGGUGUCUUUUGGAAGAAGAGUUUUGUGCUACCCACUUUAUCGCCAUUUCAAGCUGGUAAUGAAAGCCUAUAGAGACACUAUAAAGAUAUUGCAGCUAGGUAAAAGUGCAGUUUUAAAAUGUCUACUGGAUAUUCACAAAAUUUUUCAGGAAAGCGACCCAGCCUACAUUCUAAAUGAUCUCUACAUCUCAGACUACUGUGUGUGGAUUCAGAAAACCAAGUCCAAAAAGUUGGCAGCUCUUGGAAAAGUCUUGAAAGAAGUAUCCCUGACAAAGGACCAGCUGGGAUUAGAAGUGGAAGAGCUGGAAGCGGCAGCACUUCUCGUCUGGGAGGAAGAAGCUGCAAUGGAAGCAGCCCGUUGUGUUUCUGGUCAGCAGACAUCUUCCUCCAGUUCUGAGGCAUGUGAUUUAGAGGACUCAGACAGCACAUCAUCUGAGACCGAAGACUCAGGUUCAGAACAAGAGGAGCUCAAAAGUAGUGAGUCUGAGACAGUAAAUUCUUUGCAAGAUCCCUUUCCUGAGGAAAGCAGUGCCCUGCUUAUUGAUGAUGGUGGGGUGUGCAGAAACUCUGCCAUCCUGAGGUCUGAUGUUUGUCAGGGAAAGCCACUGGCCUCAUCCCAGGCUCUUGACGGGUUUGGGCCUCUGAUAGAGGAGCUUGGAGGACAACUGAAGUCUACAGUUCAGAUUUCCAGACCCGAGGGCUCUGCUGCUGGGAACCCCAGCCGUGUACAGGGCAGAGACGACUGGCAGACUCCAAAGGAUUGAUUUU
Molecule: messenger RNA, 1840 nt
Organism: Pteronotus mesoamericanus
Lineage: Eukaryota; Metazoa; Chordata; Mammalia; Chiroptera; Mormoopidae
Gene: SHQ1
Product: SHQ1, H/ACA ribonucleoprotein assembly factor
Exons: 11
Coding region: 106-1836 (576 amino acids)
Biological process (GO): box H/ACA snoRNP assembly
Cellular component (GO): nucleoplasm; cytoplasm
Source: RefSeq, a predicted model, not a curated record